Penicillium odoratum is the source of this 1839-nucleotide messenger RNA. Its product is annotated as PPN1 endopolyphosphatase family protein. The record is from RefSeq and is a predicted model, not a curated record. Bases 1 to 1839 code for a protein of 612 amino acids. Gene Ontology annotation, biological process: sphingomyelin catabolic process. The transcript is spliced from 3 exons. Gene Ontology annotation, molecular function: sphingomyelin phosphodiesterase activity. NCBI's taxonomy places the organism in Eukaryota, Fungi, Ascomycota, Eurotiomycetes, Eurotiales, Aspergillaceae.
AUGCUGCUGCUCAAAUUGAAACAAGUUCUUCUGUUGACCUUAGUGUCUCCUUGGAUAAUAUUAGCCAACACUCACACUGAAUCCCCGGAUGGCUGGAUCACCGACAUCUGGGAUCGUUUCAGAGAAGCAGUUGACUGUACUGGCUGCCAGAUCCUCCUGGGUGGCCUCAAACUCGUGGCAGGCUUUGGUGAGACGUUCAUGGUAGAUGUCUUGACUGGGGUCUGCGCUAUCAGCGGUGCCGAGGACCCUGAUGUCUGUGCCGGAGUUAUCGCCAGAGAAGGACCUUCGGUUCAUUACUCUCUCAUGAACCUCGAACUGGGCUCCCAUACCGCCAAAACCUUCUGUGCCAGCCUCGUGGGCCUAUGCCACUACCCAGACGUACGAGAAUUUGACUUGAAGUUCCCUACUCCAAAACCUUCAGUUAGUCGGCCUCCACCAAGUGGUAAACCUCCGAUCAAAGUGGUCCAUUUUAGCGAUACCCAUGUUGAUCUUUCUUACGAAACUGGCUCCAACUAUGCCUGUUCCAAACCCAUAUGCUGUCGAUCCUAUACAGAGGGUGACGCUCCAGGUAACACUUCUUCUCCCUGUGGACCCUGGGGAAAUCCUCGUUGCGAUCCUCCGCACCAGCUGCAAGAAAGCAUGAACGCGGCCAUUGCAGAUCUAGCCCCCGCCUUCUCAAUCUACACAGGAGAUGUAGUGGCGCACGACGUCUGGCUAGUUGACAAAUCCGAAGUCCUACAAAAUUUCAACGCCACUUUCGGCGCAAUGAAAAAUAAUAUCGGUCGAGUCUACGCCGCACUCGGCAACCACGAUGCAGCACCCCUCAACUUGUUCCCAUCAUCCCAAAUCCCAAAUAGCUAUAAUCCACAGUGGGCCUACGACGCCCUCACGGUACACUGGCUAGCCCUCACAGGUCUACCAUCCAUUGAAUCCGCAAAUGAGUACGGCUCGUACUCAGCACUACACCCUAACUCCAACCUGCGAAUCAUCUCCUACAACAGCAUCCUUUACUAUAAGUAUAAUUUCUUUGCCUACACCGAACCAAUGGAACAAGACCCAAACGCCCAGCUAGGAUGGUUAAUAAACGAGCUUCAAGCCGCCGAAGCAGCCUCCCAACGCGUCUGGCUCAUCUCCCACAUCCCAUCCGGAAACCCGGACCAUUUCCACGACCAUUCUCAAUACUUCGAUCGCAUAGUCCAGCGCUACGAAGCAACUAUUGCAGCCUUAUUCUUCGGUCACACUCACCAAGACGAGUUCCAGAUCUCUUACUCGGACUAUAACAACCGAUCCUGGGAUACAGCUACAGCCAUGGGCUACAUCGCUCCAUCAAUGACACCGACUUCCGGCCCGCCUUCUUUCCGCGUGUACGAUAUCGACCCCGUCACAUUUGCCGUGCUGGAUUUCGCGCAGUAUAUCGCCGAUAUCGAUCAAGAAUCGCCCAAAUGGGUUCAAUAUUACUCUGCGAAAGAAAGCUAUGGAUCCCGCCUCGAGUACCCGGUGACGGAGCCUAGCGCAGAACUAUCGCCGGCUUUUUGGCACAAUGUAACCGUGGCUAUGGAGGAUGAUCAUGCGGUUUUCGAGAAUUUCUGGGCACGGCGGACGCGUGGGUUUCAGGUUCCGAGUUGUACUGAGGACUGUGUUAGUGGUGAAAUCUGUGCACUGAGGGGAGCGGAUGCGCAGUAUAACUGCUAUGUGCAGAAGGUUGGGUUUAGUUUUGAGAAGCGAGAUGAGAGUCGCGCUCGUGAGAGGGUCUUACCUGAGUGUAACCAUGCAGGGAUGGCGCCGUUGUUGGCGAAGAUUGCUCGUCAGGCUAGACUUGUGAAGGAGGAGCAGCGCUAA